Chrysemys picta bellii (western painted turtle) is the source of this 1480-nucleotide messenger RNA. RefSeq names its product ubiquitin conjugating enzyme E2 Q2 (gene UBE2Q2). The record is from RefSeq and is a predicted model, not a curated record. NCBI's taxonomy places the organism in Eukaryota, Metazoa, Chordata, Testudines, Emydidae. Gene Ontology annotation, molecular function: protein binding.
CUGUUGCCCUUUUAAAUGUGUGAGAGGGUGCUGGAGGCUGGUACAAAGGGAGCUGCCGCCGCUCCUGCUUCCUCCACCGGCUCAGGCUGCUCCCCGCCAUCUUCCGCCCAGCAGGCGCGGCCGGGUCAGGCCGGGCCGGAGCCGAGCUGCGCGGGGCGCGUGAGGCGAGGUGGCGCAGGCCCGGGCCCGGAGAUGAGGCCAGGAUGUCGGUGUCAGGGCUCAAGGCCGAGCUGAAGCUCCUCGAGUCCAUCUUCGACAAGGACCACGAGCGCUUCCGCAUCGUCUCCUGGAAGCUGGACGAGCUGCACUGCCAGUUCGUGCUGCUGCCGCCGCCGCCGGGGAGCAGCCCGCCGCCGCCGGCGCCGCUCACCAUCCACUGCAACAUCACGGAGUCUUAUCCCUCUUCAUCACCAAUAUGGUUUGUGGAAUCAGAUGACCCAAACCUGACUUCAGUGUUGGAGCGAUUAGAAGAUAUUAAGAAGAGCAAUACUCUGCUUCUUCAACAACUGAAGCGAUUGAUAUGUGACCUCUGCAGAUUAUACAACCUUCCUCAACAUCCAGAUGUUGAGAUGUUAGAUCAGCCAUUACCAACAGGACAGAAUGGAACGACGGAAGAAGUAACGUCGGAGGAGGAGGAGGAAGAAGAUAUGGGUGAAGACAUUGAAGACCUAGAUCACUAUGACAUGAAGGAGGAAGAGCCUGUUGAUGGAAAGAAAUCUGAGGAUGAAGGCAUUGAAAAAGAGAACCUUGCAAUUUUAGAAAAAAUCAGAAAGAAUCAAAGACAAGACCACCUAAAUGGUGCAGUGUCUGGGUCAGUCCAGGCUUCAGAUCGACUUAUGAAAGAGCUCAGGGAUAUAUACAGAUCACAGAGUUAUAAAACAGGGAUUUAUUCAGUGGAACUUGUAAAUGACAGCCUGUAUGAGUGGCACGUUAAACUUCUAAAAGUUGAUCCUGACAGCCCGUUACAUAGUGAUCUUCAGGUCUUAAAAGAAAAAGAAGGUGUAGAAUACAUUUUGCUCAACUUCUCAUUUAAGGAUAAUUUUCCUUUUGAUCCACCCUUUGUGCGAGUGGUAUCUCCUGUGCUCACAGGAGGGUAUGUCCUGGGUGGGGGUGCAUUAUGCAUGGAACUUCUUACUAAACAGGGCUGGAGUAGUGCCUAUUCAAUAGAAUCGGUCAUCAUGCAGAUCAAUGCCACUUUAGUCAAAGGAAAAGCCAGAGUACAGUUUGGAGCCAAUAAGAACCAAUAUAAUCUAGCAAGAGCACAGCAGUCCUAUAAGUCUCUAGUACAAAUACAUGAGAAAAAUGGCUGGUACACUCCUCCAAAAGAAGAUGGUUAAUAUUGUGGACUGUUGUACACCUGGACCAAUGUCAAACAGCUCUUUUUUAUUUCUUUCCAACACACACACAGACUCAAGCUACGAGUGCCCCUAUAACAGCCGUACUGAAGACUUUAGCUAUUAGAUAAGUUAGUGGAUAAUCU